UAUAUAUAAGCUGGGCCUAGCUACGUGUGGAAAAAUAUCAGGGGCAAUACGAAACGUAUUGUUCUUCCGCUCAGGAAGGUUUUUGUUUCGUUUUCUAAAAAGGACAUUCAGUGCUUAGUGGAAUAAGAGAAGUCCGAAAUGGCGCGUGUAUCCGAAAUCUGCGCUCCCUUGGGAAUCCUCCUACUUUUCAACCUGAUAACCGUUGACGGCCUUGUAAAAAUGGGGGUUUACCAGAACUCCGUCUAUCAGCAGGAUCUAGAUACCAAUUCGGCAACAGGCACCACGGCUUCCUUUCCGUUCCUGAUGCCCAAGGUUUCCCCACAAACCCCGGAUUUGUACUUGUGCACCCCUGUUAAAGUUGAUCCAACUACCACCUACUAUAUCGUUGGCUUCAAUCCCAAUGCCACCAUGAAUACGGCCCACCAUAUGCUGCUCUACGGAUGCGGAGAGCCCGGGACCACAAAAAACACUUGGAAUUGCGGAGAGAUGAAUCGAGCUUCCAACGAGGAGUCAGCUAGCCCCUGCGGACUCCAUUCGCAUUCCCAGAUCUUAUAUGCCUGGGCCAGAGACGCACAAAAACUGAAUUUGCCCGAAGGAGUGGGUUUCAAGGUGGGCAAAAACUCGCCCACCAAGUACUUGGUAUUGCAGGUCCACUAUGCCCACAUCGAUAAAUUUAAAGAUGGUUCAACCGAUGACUCAGGAGUUUUCUUGGAUUAUACAGAGGAGCCUCAGAAAAAGUUGGCUGGAACCCUAUUGAUGGGCACGGACGGAAUGAUUCCGGCAAUGAAGACGGAGCACCUAGAAACUGCUUGCGAGAUAAGCGAGAAGAAGGUCCUGCAUCCGUUCGCAUACCGGGUGCAUACCCACGGACUGGGAAAAGUGGUCUCCGGCUACAGGGUCAGGACGAACAGCGAGGGCGAACAGGAGUGGCUGCAGCUGGGUAAGAGGGAUCCCCUCACUCCCCAGAUGUUCUACAACGUUAGCAACAGGGAUCCCAUUGUGGAAGGAGACAAGAUCGCUGUUAGGUGCACUCUGCAGAGCACGCGACAUCGGAUAACCAAAGUGGGACCGACGAACGAAGACGAAAUGUGCAAUUUUUACCUCAUGUACUACGUGGAUCACGGCGAAACCCUGAACACGAAGUUCUGCUUCAGCCAGGGCGCUCCCUACUACUACUGGUCCAAUCCUGACUCCGGCCUACACAACAUCCCACAUAUCGAGGCGAGCACCUUGUAAACUGCGGAACCAGCUGCGGAAAGUGAACGAAUGUAUACCACCUUACUGUCUGGAUUAUGUUAUCGUGUGUACCAAGUGAUGAUGGCCUAGCAUCAUUCUGUAUCCUAUUCUGUUGGCCCCCAAUGAGUUAUGUAAAAUAUUUGUGCGUGUAAAUAAACAUAUGUAGAUAAAUCGCGAGAACCCAA
Drosophila ficusphila is the source of this 1421-nucleotide messenger RNA. It is a transcript of the gene Phm, whose product is annotated as peptidylglycine alpha-hydroxylating monooxygenase. Lineage: Eukaryota; Metazoa; Arthropoda; Insecta; Diptera; Drosophilidae. The coding region runs from base 139 to 1236 and encodes 365 amino acids. The transcript has 8 exons. Gene Ontology annotation, molecular function: oxidoreductase activity, acting on paired donors, with incorporation or reduction of molecular oxygen, reduced ascorbate as one donor, and incorporation of one atom of oxygen; copper ion binding. Gene Ontology annotation, biological process: peptide metabolic process. The record is from RefSeq and is a predicted model, not a curated record. Gene Ontology annotation, cellular component: membrane; extracellular region.